AUGAUUCUCUCAAGGUCGCUUAGUCUGCUCAUUCGCGAACAAGGGAACCUGAAUUUUCCACAAUCUCAGCGUGGCUGCUCCGCCCAAGCGCAAUCUGUAACGCAGCCCAACCCGGUUGAUCUUCUUACUCUAAUAUUGAAGUUUAAGGUAACGGCGUCAGAGAGCGCGGAGUUGGCGGUUGGUGUUGAAGCCAGUGGAAAUGGCCACUAUGGCACGAUGAAAGCUCCAAAUCUGUUUACUGUGGUUCCUGAUGCGUUCGGUUUGGUGUCACCCGGCCGUGAAGUGGUGAUGCCCUGUUAG
Mesocestoides corti is the source of this 300-nucleotide messenger RNA. NCBI's taxonomy places the organism in Eukaryota, Metazoa, Platyhelminthes, Cestoda, Cyclophyllidea, Mesocestoididae. The record is from the annotation of a GenBank genome assembly.